Messenger RNA from Misgurnus anguillicaudatus (oriental weatherfish), 4743 nucleotides. Lineage: Eukaryota; Metazoa; Chordata; Actinopteri; Cypriniformes; Cobitidae. The record is from RefSeq and is a predicted model, not a curated record.
GAGUCACGUGAUCCGUGACGUAAUAACACGAAGCGUAACUUCCUUAUUUUUAUCGGAACCGUUAAACUGAAACCAUUUCGUGAACAUAUACGACCAAAACAAACGAGAGACGACAUGCGUUUGACCAGGUCCGUCGUGUACAGACGGCGAGGGCAAGGCUGUAUAGCCUAGGAGCUCCUCCUUAUUUCGGAUUAUCCACCUGUGUCUCGCUUUAUGUGUGAAUCAUGAUGCUGUGCUGGGGAAGCAGCGCUCAGGGUCAGCUGGGAAUCGGGCCGUCCGAGGUGCCCGUCGCCGAACCGAGGAGCUGUUGCGUGUUCGACGGGAGGGGUCUUAAAGAGGUGGCGUGUGGCGGCCAUCACUCGGUCUUCCUGUUGCAUGAUGGGAGCGUAUACACGUGUGGCUCCAACAGCUACGGUCAGCUGGGUCAUGACAAAGGAGGAUCCAGACCAGAGCUGGUUGGAUCUCUGGAUGCUCAGAAGAUAGCUGGAGUGUCGUGUGGUCAGACUUACUCCCUGGCUGUGAAUGAGCAGGGUCAGGUGUUUGCCUGGGGUUCCGGUGACGGAGGCCAGCUCGGUCUUGGUACGAUUGAGGAGGCCGUCCGCGUGCCCAGGUUGAUUAAAAAGUUGUGCGAGCAUCGGAUCUCACAAGUUAUGUGUGGCAACCAACAUUGUAUAGCACUUUCAAAAGACGGUCAGGUGUUUGUGUGGGGUGGGAAUUCAAGCGGUCAGCUGGGUUUAGGGAAGGGAGAGCCGAGCUCUCUGUCACCCCAGCCUCUUAAAUCUCUGGGUGGGAUUCCUUUGGCUCAGAUCAGCGCCGGAGGGAACCACAGCUUCGCCCUGUCUCUCUCUGGAGCUGUGUUCGGCUGGGGGAAAAACAACUCUGGGCAGUUGGGACUCAAUGAUGAGCUAGAUCGUGCUGUUCCCUGCCACGUUAAGUUCCUGAGGUCACAAAAAGUUGUGUACAUCAGCUGUGGAGAGGAACAUACGUCUGCAUUAACCAAGGAAGGAGGUCUGUUCACGUUUGGAAACGGUUCAAGAGGACAGCUGGGCCAUGACUCUACCCACAAUGAACCUCUUCCACGCAGAGUGAUGGAGCUCAUGGGCACAGAGGUGUCCCAGAUCGCCUGUGGACGGUACCACACCUUGGCCUUCGUGCCGUCCACAGGUCUGCUUUACGCCUUCGGUUGUAACGCUCAGGGUCAGCUGGGCACCGGCCUAAGAGGAAACUCCAAGAGUCCACUGCCUGUCCGCAACAUCCAGCCCCUGGGCAUUGGAAAUGCUCACGCAAGGGCAGAGCACUACACCAUCAGUAAAAUUCACAGCGGGGGCGAUCAGUGUUUUCUCUUGUUGUCAAACAAGGAGGGCAUUUGUCAUCCUGAGGAUUUUCGCAUUAUGAACACCACCAAGAGCAUCGCUCAGAUUAGUUCAGAGAGCUUGGACAGCUGGAGGCUGAAACUACAUGACAGCAGCGAUUCGAACAUCGCAAAUGACAUCAUAGUCCUGUUGUCCUCAACCGCGUGUUGGAACGCCAGCUUCCUGGACCAAAGUGAUGAUGGCCAUUUCAAAACCAACCCUAAAGUCCCAGGCAUCGACUUCAAUGCGGUCAAACUGCUGUUUGAGACCCUCAUGAAACCGUCUUUCUCAAGACUCCUGGACCAGGCUACUAAGAGCUUCGAGAAUAUGUUGAUCCCUCAGCUGCCCUGCUCUCCUCCUGAUGUGGAGGCCAUGAGGAUCUAUCUGAUCCUUUCUGAAUGUCCCGCGUUCCAGGACUCCAAAAACUACAUCUCUCUCACCAUCCCUCUCGCCAUGGCUAUUCUCAGAUUGGACGCCAAUCCCAGCAAAGUGCUCGAUAACUGGUGGUCUCUGGUGGAUCGUGAGGUGUUCUCCAGGUUAGUGGAGAUGUACAAAAGCAUCGUCGUGUUUCUGUUGGCCGGCGGUCGAGCGCUCUUGAUGCCCGUGUUCUUGGAGAGCUACAUCAGCGCAGCAUUACGACUGCUGGAGAAACUGCACAAGGUCAACCAGAAGGCUCAUCGUGUUGAAUACAACCACUUUUACAUCUCCGACAUCUCCAGCCUGGUCGACAUCCAGGAAGACUACCUCAAAUGGUUUCUGCGUAAAACCGAUCUUAAAGUGCGAUACCCUCCGGUGCAGGGUUCUGUCACAUUAUGUGCCUAUCCGUUCAUAUUGAACGCUCAAGCCAAGACAACCGUGCUGCAGACAGAUGCUGAGCUCCAGAUGCAGAUGGCCGUAAGCGGAGCUAACUUGCACAACGUCUUUAUGCUGUUGACCAUGGAGCCUUUGCUGGCCAGGAACCCUUUUCUGGUGCUUCACGUACGCAGGGAUCACUUAGUCAGCGACGCACUGCGGGAGCUCACCAUCUACAAUGAUAUUGACCUAAAGAAGCCUCUAAAGGUCAUCUUUGAUGGAGAGGAAGCAGUAGAUGCUGGAGGAGUCACUAAGGAGUUCUUCCUUCUCCUCCUCAAAGAGCUGAUGGAUCCCAUCUACGGCAUGUUCACCCAGUACUCAGACUCCAAUCUUCUCUGGUUCUCUGAUAAAUGUUUUGUGGAGCACAAUUGGUUCCAUCUUAUUGGGAUCAUUUGUGGUUUGGCCAUCUAUAACUCAACUGUAGUGGACCUUCACUUUCCUCUGGUGCUCUACAAGAAGCUUCUGAAUGUUCCUCCAAUACUUGAUGACCUGAAAGAACUUUCUCCUACGGAGGGCAGGAGUCUUCAGCAGUUACUGGAGUUUGAGGGUGAUGUUGAGGAGACCUUCUGUCUGAAUUUUGCAAUUACAAGAGAGUAUUAUGGGAUCACAGAGGUUAAGGAGCUGGUGCAGGGAGGAAAGACAAUCGCUGUGGAUAAAACGAACAGGAAGGAGUUUGUUCAGGCGUAUCUUCAGUAUGUGUUCACUGACUCGGUACAGGAGCUGUAUUCUGCAUUCUCCAGCGGUUUCCUCAAGGUUUGCGGUGGAGAGAUCCUCUCUCUCUUCCAGCCCUCCGAGCUCAUGGCCAUGGUGGUUGGCAACAACAACUACAACUGGGAGGAGAUGGAAAAGAAUGCCACAUACAAGGGCGAGUUCUCCGCCUCCCACCCAACGGUCAAAAUGUUCUGGGAGGUGUUUCAUGAGUUUCCGCUUGAGAAGAAAAAGCAGUUCUUAUUGUUUCUGACAGGCAGCGAUCGGAUACCCAUACACGGCAUGGCUAGUCUACGCAUAGUCAUCCAGUCCACUGCUGCUGAAGAGCACUACCUGCCUGUGGCUCACACCUGUUAUAACAUGCUGGACAUGCCCUGCUACCAGACCAAAGAGACCCUGCGGCACCGGCUCAUGCACGCCGUGGAGCAGUACGAGGGGUUCAGUCUGGUCUGAACGGGACAUGGGACAGGCCUGCGAUGGUCUGGAAAUCAUCCAGAGAGAUCAUUUAUUUGCUAUACGCUGGAACUGCACUUUAAUCCUGUGGGGAAUCGGAACGAAUGCUCUCGUACUUACCGCAAAUGAGCACAUACUGAAUAUAAGUAAAGCUAUUAUUUUACUAUUUUUACAGUGACUUGCUGAUUUGGUUUCAUAAAAUUUGUGCACACUUUAACUUUUUUUGGGGAGGUUAUCAAAGUUUCUAUUUUUUAAAAAUGCUACAAAAAUAAAUAACAAAGAUUAGGAUGGCAUAGUCAAGCUUUCUUUAUAUAUUUUGUAAAUAUGUUUGACGUUUUUGAAUCGAGACGGUUUGCUCUGUUGCCUAAGCCGAUUUAAUUAGUGUUUUUUUUGGAUGUAAACAAAUUUGGUAGUUGAAACUCAGAACGCCCUAUCCUCAAUACCGAACAAACGUAAGUAGUUAAAGGCCAUCUAGAAUGAGAUUUACAUCACAAUGUUUUUUUGGGGGCUCGUCCAGGAUCAAGACGGGAGACGUAAAGCUACUCUCAGCUGACGAGUUUUAAUCCUGACACUUAACUUUUUCUUUUUGUGCACAAAUUCGACAGAUUAUGCAGUUCCUCAACUCCUACAGUAAAUCCAUUCUUCUUUUGUUUUCUUUUGUAUAGUAAUAAAUCAUCACAAAAAUAAAAACGUAUCAUCUUAUCAUAUAUGUGAACAUGCAACGCCCAGGUGGAUGCUGCUUUUUUGGAAAUCUUUUGCAUUAAUAUUGGGAGAGGAAACGGUUUUUCUUUAAGAGCAACGUGGACACUUUCGGUUGAGAUUUUGUGAGAAAGACGCGAAAUCAGCAAUAACUACUGGUUGACGUACGCAUGCUAGUAAGGGGAUUUUAAUUGUAUUUUAAUCCAACAAAUGUGAAUAGUCUUAAUAGUUGCAUAAUUUUUACACACAAUCCAUCAGUUUUCAGUUUAAUUCCUCCUGUUCUCUCACAGAAUGUUGUGUUUUACAUUUUCCGUUAACAUUUUCUGAAAAGUGUGACUGAUUGGUUGGUUUUGAGAAAAGUAACAUAAGAGUGAUUUAUAGUUAACAGCUCUUGGUUUGUUAAGACAAAGAUACUGAAACCUGUCUGUAAUCGGCCACAGUGAUUUGUUUACUGUGGUGUUAUGCAUCUAGCUGCAUGAAGACGUGUUUGUAUGAUGGAAAGUCACACGGAAGUGUUCCUAUCCAACUAAUACCUUUCUGUCAAUGUAAGCAAACAAGGGCUUCUUAGUGGCUAAUGAUGCAUUAUUUUAGUAAAGUAUAUUUACUUUUAUAGCUUUCAAAUGGAAUAUAUUGUUUUAUCUAUUUUUUUCCAGAACAAUAAAGUUAUAAUUUCGCCUCA